Gasterosteus aculeatus aculeatus (three-spined stickleback) is the source of this 3534-nucleotide messenger RNA. It is a transcript of the gene cep89, whose product is annotated as centrosomal protein 89. Gene Ontology annotation, biological process: chemical synaptic transmission; cilium assembly; mitochondrion organization. Gene Ontology annotation, cellular component: centriole; ciliary transition fiber. NCBI's taxonomy places the organism in Eukaryota, Metazoa, Chordata, Actinopteri, Perciformes, Gasterosteidae. The record is from RefSeq and is a predicted model, not a curated record.
CAGGCGAAGCGUCUCGAUAUGAGAAAUCUUCUGCAAACAUCCAGCCUGUUGAACACCGCUAGCUUGGUCGUUUUUCAACAUCGUUUUAGUGGAAAAGAGGAUAGAUAAUUAGUAACACAAUAACAUAAAACCUUUUAUUAUGCUAUUUUACUCGAAUAAUGUUGUAAAAUAGCGGUUCUCUAAAACUGAAACGUAACUUUAGCUAACGUCACUGAAGAAAGGGUCCCGCAAGUAUUUGCACUAUGUUCAAAUUCAAUUUCAGGAGGGAGAAAGACAACGAUUUUAAGCAUAUCGCCCAUGGUUUGGUCCCCGCUGCCUCCGUUGCCCCCAAGGCUGCUGUGCCUCGCACCCCGCCCCCGCGCAGCCCCCACCCCUCCCCCGAGAGGCCCAGAUCGGCCUUAGCAGCAGCCAUCUUGACUUCAUCGCUCACUGGACAGACAUGGGCCCUCCCCCCCUUACGGCCCAGGUCCUACUCGCAGAGUGGCCGAUCAGAGUCCUUCAUAUCUGAACCAAACGUCAGCCCAGAACUUUUCAACAGAGACAGAUGGUCAGAGGAUCUGAGCAGCCGACCGCGCCUGUCCUCCCCUGACCACUCAGAGGAGGAGUUGGAAGACAACGAAGAGGAGGAGGAGAGUGAAAAAGAAAGGGAGGAACAUCUUUACCAAACUGUUGCUAGAGAGGAGAAUUGUUCAAUCACAGAUCCCAUCUAUUCUGUGCCUCUAAAACCAAAGUUUGACUCGUCUGUCUCUCAGGCCUGUGCACCCCAGCUCAUUCAGAUGUCGAGCAGAAGAGCGCCUUCUCCAGACUUCUCAGAUCUUCCAGAGGAAACCGGUGUCCAUUGUCCCGGAGAAAGCUGCGAGUCUGCAGAAAACAAAGCCUCUGCCAGGAAGAGCCCUGCAAGGCGCGGAGAUGUGCCAUCCGAGCCGCCCAUCGUAACACCCGACCAACCUCGCCUGGCCAAAAGCCCAAAACACCCGAACCAGCCGUCUCCAAAGCUCAGCAAGGCAUGCGAGGAGGUGCAGAGGGAGGCGGCGUGGGGCGUACCAGUGAGGGACACAAGGAUGCUAGAUGACCAAAAGCUGCUGGAAGAGAGGCUGCAUCGGCUGGAACAGGAGAUCAGUCAGAGCCGAGCCUCCUCUAACCCGAGGUCAUCUGCAGGCGGCCAGGCGGAGCUACUGAAUCUGAGGCGACAGGCUCAGGAGCUGGUGGAUGAAAAUGACGCCCUCAAAAUGACAGUUCACCGUCUGAAUGUGGAGCUCAGCCGCUACCAAACCCUCUUCAGACCACUGUCCAAACAGGAGAGCUCAAGAAUCAGCGGCUUACCAAAGACGGGGUCUCCCCCUCCCUGGCUGCUUGACAUGAAGUAUUUAUCUCCUUUGGUGCUGGCCUAUGAAGACAGGAUAAACGAGAAGGAUGCACUUCUGCAAACCACAGAGGAGGAGGUGAAGAGGUUGCGGGUUCAUGUAGAGGAUGUAAUCAAAGAAAAUGAAAAACUCCAUGUUGAAAUUGCAAAGAUCGAAGGGGUCAGCAAGAAGAACUGUCAUCAGCUACAAGAACAGGCCCUCCUGGUAUUGCAAGAGAACCAGGUUCUGAUUGAUCAGCUCGAGGCUCAGCACGUUAAAGCCAAGGCCAGCCACAGCAGACACCAUUCUGAAGUUACCAAGGUGUCUAAGCAGCUGAUGCUGUUGGAGGCAGAAAGGCAGCGUUUGCAGGAGGACCUGGAAGAGAGCAGGAGAGAGUUACAGAAGCACGUAAGGGAAGUACAAGUGCUGCAGAGCCGCCUCAAGGACGCCGUCACCUGGGACGAGCACUGCAGCAUGGACAGCAAACUUAGACGACAGUUGGAGCAGCAGGAGAUUAGAAAUAGGAGUGAGACGGACGAUUUACAUCUCAGAUUGUCCAGCCUGCAAGAGGAGAACAGGCGUCUGGCUCUGGACAAGGCCAACCUGAGUGCUGACAAAAUGAGAUUGGAGGCUGAGCAGGACCUCACCAAACAAGCCAACAGGAAAGCUGAAAGGAGGGUGAGUGUCUUGAAGAGAGAGAAGGAAGAGUGCGUGUUGAAAGAGGAAAAGACCCGGCAUUACAUGGGAGCUGUCCUUUCUGUGGCCGGCCACAUUUCCCUACAGAGGGACCAACUAUUGCAAAUGACUUCAGUUCUUCAGCAGGAAAAGCAGGGAUUCGUCAGCAGGAUCCUGAAUGGCACGAUACGAUUUGGAAAACUACAGGAAGAAGUCAAAGUGUACCGGAGCCAGGCGACCACCAGACUGGCGGGGUUGGAGGAGGCAGCGGAGGGGAGGACAGCUUCUUACCAGAGGGAGAUCCUUCACCUGCAGAGGCUGCUGACAGAAAGACAGGAGGCUGAGGAGAGACUGCUGCAGUCCAAACGGGAGGUGGAGGAAGACUUGGAAGUGUUGUGGCAGGCAGCAACCAGGGAGAACCAACAGAUGAGAGGCACUCUCACUGCGGACCUCCACGGCCGCGUCUCCCCGGACCGGCCUCCUCAGGCUGCAGAGGCUCCGACAAUCAGCGCCGGGCCCCUCGUCUUCACCUCUCAUCAGAGCCCUGGGCUCCUGAGGAGGUCCGGCUCUAAAUGUGACUCAGACCACCAGGAUAAUUCCUUGGAAGAGAGACACAAGCAUGGACUGGAUUUCUAUUGCUAGGUGUUUGCUCAUGAAGGCAAGAUGGGCCGUGUGGUUGACUAAAUUAGUUUCCGUAGUGAGCAUGUCAGCGUACCAGCAUUUGCCAGAACUUUGUUUUGCCAAUAAAACUGUAAAACUUGCAACAUCCUCUGUACCAAACUAGUAUAAACUAGGUUAACUUCUCUGGUAGAAUCCAGCAUUUAUAGUAGAAGUGAAGCAUAUCAGUCUUUUUGACUUUUUGGACAACAGGAUUGCAGUGAAACACAUUGGGAAAUAAGCAUAAUGAAGCAGCUCAGGUUUUAACAGGUUAGUUUCGAGAGCACGGCCAAAUGUAGACUUCCAAGAUUUAUAAGCUUUAUGCAGAUAUUUGCAUCUGUUUGAAUUUUUUAAAUUGUUCUCAGGGUUUUAUAGACCAACUAUGCCAGCUAGUAUAGUAGAUUGACAAGUACAACCAACAUUGGAGAAAGUUGCAUUAUUUAUUUUAAUUAAGGCUCGUGAAUCUUAAUGAAUUUAGGCAAUGCUGCCACCUGCUGGGCAUAUGCCAUAAUGGCAUUACCGUGCUCACGGUGUCAUGUUACACGGUACAGAACGGGCAGACAUGAGAGCACUGUGCGGAAAGAAGAAUGUUGAACAUGAUCUAUAUUGAGCCUUUUUUCCUGAAGAGGAUACUGGUUUUUUGUAUUUUAAGGCAAAACCUGAAAUGGUGUUAAUAUAAAACACGUGUUUGUGCAUAAAGAAACGCACAUGUAAUUACACAUGCUUGGCUCUAUUUUCACAUAAUUAUAACUAUUACUACCUUUUUAAAAUGCUCAGAAUAUAUUAUGUGGCAUGGCUGGCGUCUCUGAACUUGUAAGUGUCAUUCUGACUUGUUAUUAAAUCUGGAUCAGACACAGUG